This is a messenger RNA of Tetrahymena thermophila SB210, 5664 nucleotides long. RefSeq names its product tetratricopeptide repeat protein. The transcript is spliced from 17 exons. Gene Ontology annotation, molecular function: protein binding. NCBI's taxonomy places the organism in Eukaryota, Ciliophora, Oligohymenophorea, Hymenostomatida, Tetrahymenidae. The record is from RefSeq and is a predicted model, not a curated record.
AUGUCAGAUAAAGCUUAGAAAUACAUUAAAGCAGCAUCAGAGCUUUUAAAAAAAUAAGAUUACUAAAAUGCUCUACUAGAAUUAGAUGUUGGAAAAACAUUUGCAAGUAAUAACCAUAUGAUAUAUUUAUUGAUGAGUUCUUGCUAUCUUAAGCUUAACUAAAUUGAUAAAAUGUACGAUAUAAUUUAGGAAGGUUUAAGUAUCUGUUAGGAAAAAGACAAACAUGUGUUUUUAGCCGCACUUAAUAAAUAUUAUGAAAAAAAAGGGAUGAUUAGAGAAAAUGUAGACGUUUUAAGUUAACUUUGCAAAUAGCAAUUGAAGGGUGAUUUAUAAAAAUUAGAUUAACUUGUUUCUGAUUUCGCCAAAAAUUAACUUUAAUGGAUGUCUGAUUCAUAGUUUAUAGAAUAAAUAAACAGCAGGGAAUCGAUGAAUGAAGAGAGAAACAGAGUCUACUCGGUAGCUAUAGAUAGCAUAGCAACUAAAAAGCUUUCUCCACAAACUCUGGAACUUCUCUUCUUCUUAUUUUCAAAUAUUCUUAUCAAAGCAGGUGAACAAGAAAAGGAAAUAAAAGAAGUUGUUUCAUAGUUCAAAUAGAUAGUCAAUUAAUAUCCUACUGAUCUAAACGGUACAAUCUUAGAAGAGUCUAUAUUUUAACUAGUUAAUUGGUUGCUGAAAAACAAUUAUGUACAAGAAAAGAAUAUAAUUAUUUAUGAAAUUAUUGCUCACUUUAAAAAUUCUACACUUGCAUUAUUCUACUAGCUCAAGUUCUUUUCUACAAACCAAGGCUAUGUUAAGAAAUAUAUGCCUAGAUUUUUGCAAUAAGUUUAUGAAACUAUAGUUUAUCUUUACUAUCCUGAGCAAACUCUCCCUGAUUUUGAUGAAGUGAAUUCCUAAUACAAAGUGUAUUUAGGAGAGAAAGCCCCUAAAGAAGAGGAAUCUCUAAUAAAUUUAGUGUUUUAGUUGUACGAUAAUUCAUAAAAAAAACUCAUUUGUGAGGAAUUUAGAAUCAGAGCAGAAAUUUUCUUAUUAUAUUCUUCCAAGUUUAUAAACUAAACAUAUUUUAAGGCCAGCACUUUGUAGAAUUUGAAUAUUUUUGAAAAAAGAUUGGAUUUCUUUGUUGAAAUUUAUACAAAAUUACAAGAAAAUGCAGAUGCUAACACUGAAAUAGAUGACACUAUAUUUUGCAACCCUCUCUUUGAAGCAUACAUCCUAGCCAACUAUAAAGCCAUGAAAUCAGCUGGCAGAAAGAGUUUAUUAUUUUAAUUCAAAAAAACUAUUGAUAGAUUAGAGCAACAACAAGAAAAUGUUUCAUAUUUGAAAGAGAUUUACAAUAGAUGGGGUCUAAAGAUUAUUGAUGAUUAAGAUGAACUAGUUAUGAUUAAAAAUAAUUUGAAAUACUUAAUUUAAGUCAAAAAAGACGAUAUAUUAAAUCUGAAAGUUUACUAUGAAUAUUGCAUUAAGCUUAACAAAUUAUAUAGAAUUUAUGACGGUAGUAUAAAUUUACAGCAAAUAAUUGAGCAAAUUAUUAAGUAAGAACCUGAUAAUGUCUACUUUAAAGCAGAAAAAUGGUGGGUUGACUUCUCUAAUUCGACAAAUAAAAAAGAAUAUUAUGUCUAAAACAUUUCAAGUCUUUAAAACUUGAAGGAAUCAGCUGUUUUGUAAAACCAAAAAGACGUAGCAUCUAAUCUCCAAAAGAGAAUUUCUAUAUUGAAUUAUUUAUUUACUAGUUAAAGUGAUGAGGAAACAGUAAAAUAACUUGAGGAAGCUCAAAAGCUUGAUUCUAAUGAUUAUCAAAACUAUGUAGUUUUAGGUGUUGUGUAUUAUUUUAAUGGAAAUAUUAAAGAAGCCCUAAUUUAAUUCCAAAAUGCCUUCUUGUAUCGCUAAUAUGACCUCUUUUUAAAUAAGAUGCUCUUCUUUUGUCUGCACAAACUAGGACAAAAGCAAGAAGCUAUCGAUUUCCUAUUUCGUAUCUACCCUGCCUUUAAACAAAUAUUCUGGAUUAACAGAAUACUUGGUGUUUACUUUUCUAAUAUAGGUGAUUAUAAGAGAGCAACAUCAUACUGUCAAAAAGCACUUGAAUUGUAUACAUUUGAUAAAGAAAGAAACUAUCGUUUACAUUAUGAAAAGUUAUCAGCUUUAGCCCCAGAAAAAAAUGUUGAUAUCCCUCAUAUGAUUGAUUACAAUGAAUUAAUUUAUUUCGAUGAUUACAUAAUUUUUAAUGACAAAAUUUAUGCAAAAGAAGCUGUAAAUUUAUCAAACAAUUUAAUCAUAGAUCCUUAACACAGACUCCACAUCAAGCUUUGUAUUUCUCUUGCCUAAGCAGAUAAAAUGCAAGGUAAGACAUGCUCAUCACUUUCAGCUAUUGAGGAGGCAGAAAAAGUGUAUCUUUUAGCAAGUAACACUUCAGAGCAUAAAUAAAAAGAAGAAAUUAAUGUUGAUGAAGAUGAUAAAUCUUUGAAGAGUGAGCUAUCUAAAGAAGUCUAUCAUACAUUAAGUGUGUUCUCAAGCGUAUUUUUGGUUAGCAAGCAUGGUGAUUAAAUAAUAAAAGAAUAUAACUUGAAUGACUCUGUAAGAAAUUUUGUUGAUGCCCUUACCAUUAACUUCGAAUUUGCAUAAAUUACUUCCUAUCUUCAAGACAAUCACAAAACAUAUUAAAGAAUAAGAGUUUUCUUAGUAAUUUGCUAUAAAGUGCUUGAAAAAAUAUAUGGUUAAGAACAAUUCAAAGAUCUAGAAAAGACAAUUUUUAGUAUUUAUGAAUAAAUGACUGGUUUUAUUCUUGAAAUGAGCUUGAAUUUUGUUUAAUUCCACUGGAAAAAAUACACACUGUCAUCUGCUUAAUAUUUGAUAGAAAAAGUUUUAUAAAUUAAAGCUCCUACCAGAAGAAGCAUUCUUGUAAAUGUUGCUUUCAGUGAAUUUUAUACACUUUCUGGCUUUAUCAACAAAAACUAAGAUUUAAUAAAGAAUUCUAUUGUUUAUUUGAAAGAAAUAUUAUAGAGUCUAUCUAUUGACUUUGAAUCUGACAUCAUAAACAAUAUAAAUGCAUAAAAAAUAAAUAGUCUUUAAGCCAAUCAAAGUUCACUAUUUAAAUACACUCUUAAGAAUAUUUGCUUAAGCUACUUUUAUUUAUAUAAAAUUAAUAACGAGAAUAGCGAAGCAUAUUAAAUUUCUCUGAAAUUAUGCACAGCUGGUAUUCUUAUUUUCAAUCUCGAUAUAGACUUCUAUAACUAUUAUGGUCUUAUUGAAGCAAAUGAAGAAAUUAAAAUAGGUGCAUUUAUAAAAUCUAACAGAAUUCAAAAGAACUCCUUGGCUUUAGACAGCUUGGCCUUCAUUUACUUAAAGAAGGGAAGGUACGAGGAAGCUGCUAAUAUGCUCUUAAAAUCAAUUGAAGUUAAUACUAAUAAUCCAACUGCUUACAUAGGUUUGUUUAUUAUCUAAUACAAUAUGGCUUUAGCUUUUAACACAAUCGUUUAAACUGGUAAUGAUGAUUCAACCCAUUAAUAUGCUAUGCUUCAAAAGCAAAUGAUAGAAAAAUGCAGCUCUUAUUUACAUUUUGUAAAGUAAAUAGAAAUCAGUGCUAGCUCAGUCUUGUUUGAUGGUUUACUAGAAUUUUUAAAUUAUCAUAAUGAAAGAUCUCAUAUUUCUUAUCAGUUUUCAACUGAUUUGUUUGAUAGAGCACCAUAUUUAGUUCAUACUUAACUCGGAUAGCUUUACAGUAUCAUGAUCUUAAAGCAGUCAUCUACAAGAGAAAAGAAAUUAGAAAUAUUUAACUAAAUUAGUGAUACUAUCCCCACCUAAAAUUUAAGCAAACUAUUUAUUAGUAAAUCAGCAGAGUUAAAUGAUGGCUUCAUGUAACUAGUUCAAAAUAGAAUCUUAUAAGAAAUGGACAGCAUAAAACUUUCCACAAAUAAAUGUGAUCAGUUAGAUUCACAGCAAUUCGUUAUUGUUUGCAGAGAAUUCGAUUAUCUUGUUAAAAACUUAAAGUUAUACCUCUCUCUUGCUCUAUACACUCAAUAAUAUGAAAAGGGAUUAGAUUUCUUCUAUAAAUAAGCUAAAAAUAUUUAAUAAAUUCAAAAUAUCUCCACCUUACUACAAAUGCAGUCUCAUUAUUUUGAUUUAACACCAAUUUAUAUUUAAAUGACAGAGAUCGAAUACCAUUUGGUGCAAAACAGUAAACCUGAAGAAAUAGAUUUAGUCAUUAAGAGAUUGGCAAACUUGAAAAAUGUUAAGAAUAGUAAAAAGAACAUUCAGGAGUGGCCCUACUCAGAGAAUUUUACAAAUAAAAUAGAAUAAGUCUCUGAAUACAAACACUUGCAAGGUAUCCAUAGCUACAAGAGAAAGGACUAUCAGAAAUCUAAAAAGCAAUUUUAUCAAGCUUUGCUUAUGGAUCCUUCUGUAAAGGAAUACAGAAGUUCUUAUAUUGAAUAUCUAAUUACUUAACAGAGAUUCCCAAUGCUUAAUCCAUAUAAUAAUAGCAACAUUUAAGAGCAAAGCUUAAUAAUUUAAUUAAAUAAUCCCAACUUCAGUCUUAAAAAAAAAAUUUCUCAUAUUACAAAGGCUGCAAUUUACCUUGAUAAACCUUAUCUCUAUUAUUUAUUAGUACAUUUCUAGUUCGAAGAAUCAUCUAAUUACACACCUUCUCGCUUAAUAAAAUUAUUAUUGCUGUUGAAAACUAAAGUAUUAAAUGAAAAAUAUGAUCCUGAAGGAGUUUGCAAGAAGAAAGGCAUAAAAUUAUUUAUGGAAAUUUACAUAGCUUUGGAAAAAAUGAAUUCAAACGAUACCGAAAUAAAAGCAUAGCAAGAAUAAUUCAAAUAAUUUGUUUAAGAAGUAUGUGAAGCUAAUUCUAGAUUCUAAGAAUACAUAGAAAUUCUGAACGUAUUCUAUAAAGAUUUAAGUUCUAACGAGUUUGUUUAUGAUUUAUAAGCAAUACUUGAAAAAGACAGAGUUUCUGCUUACAUUUUAGCCUUCAAUAUCAUAAGAAGACUCAUUAAAGAAUAAAAAACUAAUGGUAUGAUAUAAUUGCUAAGUGCAUUAAGCCAGUGCAUCUUCACUUCUGUUUAAGAAGGAUUAAUUUCUUAAGAAGUCUAAAAGAGCAACAAAGGAAAAAUCUUAAUGAAUAUGUUAUAACACAUUGAUGGUUACCAAUAUAUCAUGGCAUUACAAGAAGAUUACCGCGAAGAUACUCUGUACGAGAAAGAAGACAUCCAAGAAAUGAUUCAUAAUGCUGCAUCUUAUUGUUAUGAAAAUUACCCUGCAUCUAUUAGCAUGAAGUUCUUGUAUAUGUAACAUUUAUACAGAUAAGAAAACAUGGAAGACUUAAAUAAAUUGUUAUCUUUCAUGAAUUCUACUCAAUUUACAUCUAAAGACGACGAUUUAAUUACAAUAUUCUUCUACACUUUAUAUUACUACUAUAAGAGUUGCAAAGACUCUCAAGAAGAAAACAUUUAUAGAUUUGUAGAAUACGUGACAUUGAUUUAAGAUUAAUACAAAUAAGUAUUAUCUUCAGAUUUAAAUACCUUGCUUCAUUUCCUUUAAGGUGUCAUUUAUCUUAAAAUUUACGAAAGAAGACCUGAUUUAGAUAAGAAGACAAUUAUUAAAGAGUUCAAACAAGCAAUUUUAUACAGUCCAUAAUUUGCACAGACUAUUCUUAAUUUUAUACAAUAGUGA